Messenger RNA from Onychostruthus taczanowskii (white-rumped snowfinch), 1213 nucleotides. Its product is annotated as homeobox protein NANOG-like. Gene Ontology annotation, biological process: regulation of transcription by RNA polymerase II. Gene Ontology annotation, molecular function: DNA-binding transcription factor activity, RNA polymerase II-specific; RNA polymerase II cis-regulatory region sequence-specific DNA binding. The transcript is spliced from 4 exons. NCBI's taxonomy places the organism in Eukaryota, Metazoa, Chordata, Aves, Passeriformes, Passeridae. The coding region runs from base 1 to 909 and encodes 302 amino acids. The record is from RefSeq and is a predicted model, not a curated record.
AUGUGCGCGCACCUGGCGCUGCCCCCGUACCCCGCGUACCCCGGCGGGGCUGCCAGGGGCUACCUGGAGCUCUGCUGGAACGCGGCGGGGGACGCAGGACAAGCCCCCACAGCGGCCGGGCCCGCGGGAGGCGCCGCGGCCAGGCACUCUCCGGAGGCAUCGGGGAGGAGGCACACAGCAGAAGUAUCCCCAGCUUCAUCCAGUUCUGGGAAUUUCAGCCAAUUCACACCAGAUUCAGCCACCAGUCCACAUUCCUCAUCCUCAUCCCCACAGUCUACAGCUAAGUCUCAGAAGGGCAGAGAAUAUGGUGUGGGGGGGAUCAGGAAGACCAAGAGCCGGACAGCUUUCUCCAAGGAGCAGCUGCUAACCCUGCACCAGCGCUUCCAGAGCCAGAAGUACCUCAGCCCCCAGCAGAUCCGGGAGCUGGCUGUUACCCUGGGGCUCACCUACAAGCAGGUGAAGACUUGGUUCCAGAAUCGGAGGAUGAAGCUGAAAAGGUGCCAGAAGCAGAGCCUGUGGAGCGAACGGGCUCAGUGUCUCACGCAAAGUGGCUUCCAGAGCGGUACUUACCUGGACGUGCACCCCAAAUUCCACCAGGGCUACCCCAUCACCACAGCUGGCAACAUCCAAGCCAUGCCUGCCCCCUGUCAGCACUACGGAGCAGGGCAGAACGCUUACACAAUCGUGACCAGCGAGGAUGGAGGAGUCUUUGGCAAAGGCGGGGGGACCUGCAGUGUCCAGCAGACAGUGGGCUUCAUUGCUCAGCACAAAGUAGACUUUUACCACAGCUAUCCUGGCAGUGUGGAAUAUCCAGGCUCAAAGACAGGUGAUGGUUGUAAUUUUCACCACUCAGCCACUAUGGGAGCUCCUUUCCCAACUGCUGCCGGCCAUCAUCUCUAUCAUUCCUAAGCACUGUGGGGUACUUGGGCAGCCAGGAAUCAAGUCUUAUUCUCGUCUCUCCCCUUGUUAUUUGUGUGCUGGCCACCUCAGGGACACCUUGUAGCUAAAACCUGUUCUGGCAUCCAGAUGUGUGCCUGCAGACACGCAGCUGCGCAGAGACCCGUUUGCCCAGGUACAUGCACACAGAGCCCCUCAUUUCUGUGCCCGUACAUGUGCAUACACACAGUCCUGUCUUGACUGGCACAGACAACCAAGCUACCUUAUAGCAAAGCCCAAGAUCUGGCUACCCAGCUUAUGCCCUGGAUCUUCUUAA